Anisakis simplex (herring worm) is the source of this 453-nucleotide messenger RNA. The record is from the annotation of a GenBank genome assembly. NCBI's taxonomy places the organism in Eukaryota, Metazoa, Nematoda, Chromadorea, Rhabditida, Anisakidae.
AUGAAGAGCCUCGUUCCAGCUAAAAAGCGAGGUCUUUUUGCGAAAUUACUUGUUGUUCACAUAGUCAGCAUUGUUGUGCCGAAAGCGCAGCUCGUAUUCCUGCCCAGAUAUUUACCACUGAUGUUUGGUCGACCUCAGCUGGAAGUGGACGAAUGGUUUGGGCCUCUGAGCACAGCGGGUUUCGUAGUUGGCGUUCUGGUCGGUUGCAUGGUGCUCACAUAUUCGCAGCGGAAAGCACGAACAAUAGCUAUUUCAAUGCAAGUUGUAACGAACUUUGCGGAUGUGAAAGUAUGGCGCAAUUAUUUCCGAUAUUUCGCGAUUGUCGUUGCUCGAAUAGCAGUGAGCAGACAGUGUCACGACAGUUCUGCAACGAAAUUGAUUGCAUCUACGCGUUUAUUGCAGAAGUGUUGGGCCGUUUCAUCACAUCAGUUGCAAGCGGAUACUCUGUCGUGA